Molecule: messenger RNA, 1648 nt
Organism: Platichthys flesus (European flounder)
Lineage: Eukaryota; Metazoa; Chordata; Actinopteri; Pleuronectiformes; Pleuronectidae
Product: zinc finger protein 599-like
Exons: 2
Coding region: 45-1244 (399 amino acids)
Biological process (GO): regulation of DNA-templated transcription
Molecular function (GO): RNA polymerase II cis-regulatory region sequence-specific DNA binding; DNA-binding transcription factor activity, RNA polymerase II-specific
Source: RefSeq, a predicted model, not a curated record
UCGCUCUAUGGCUCAGAGACUCGGUCUGCACAGAGAGGAGGAAAAUGUCCGUCGUGCACCUGCUGCGGGUGUUGGUACAUGAGCGGAUCACUGCUGCCGCUGAAAACUUUCUGCUGCAGGUGGAGAUAGGAGGAGGAGAGGCUCGAGUACCGAGGCUGAGAGCGAUGCUCACCGAGCGGCUCACGGCAGCGGAGGAGGAGAUCCUCGUGGUGCUUGAGGAAACCGUGGCAGAGUACGAGGACCGAGUGGAGCGGUCCGAGCGGGAGAUCUGCCGCCAGAGGAGGCUGCUCGAUGCCGUGAUGAAGCCCGUUGUCCAGCUGCACAGAGCAGUGUGUCCUGCAGACGUCCAGCAACUGAUGGUGAUUAAAGAAGAGGUUCCCUCUGAGCAGCAGCAGUGGAGCCCCCUUGUGGACCAGGAGGACCCAGAACCCCCCCACAUUAAAGAGGAACAGGAGGAACCGUGGACCAAUCAGGAUGGACAGCAGCUUCAAGGACUGGAGGAGGCUGAUAUGAAGUUCACAUUGACUCUUGUCGAUGUGAAGAGUGAAGAAGAUGAAGAGAAACUUAAGUCGUCAAAGCUUCAUCCGAGUGAGACGAAGGAGAACAGGGCGGACCGUGGAGGACCAGAACCAGCCAGGAACUCAGAUCCUGAAGGACAUUUACAACUAGAUACUGAGGACAAGACUGAAGACUCUUCUGAGACUGAAGACAGUGAGGAUGAUUGGAUGGAGACCAGGGAACCUCAGACUGGUUUAAAUACAAGAAAUAACAAACAGCCUCUAAGUGAUAUGGGACGUAAGACAGAACAAAAAUUGUUUAGUAGCUCUGAGUGUGGUAAAAGAUAUAACGCAAAGGUCAGUCUAAAUAGACAAAUGAUGAGUCAUACAGGAGAGAAACUGUUUAGUUGCUCUGAGUGUGGUAAAAAAUUUAACCGAAGGGACAGUCUAAAUAUACAUAUGAGGAUUCAUACAGGAGAGAAGCCAUUUAGUUGCUCUGAGUGUGGUAAAAGAUUUAACCGAAGGGACAGUCUAAAUAUACAUAUGAGGAUUCAUACAGGAGAGAAGCCGUUUUGUUGCUCUGAGUGUGGUAAAAGAUUUAGCCAUAGGUGCAGUCUAGAUAAACAUAUGAGGAGUCAUACAGGAGAGAAGCCGUUUAGUUGCUCUGAGUGUGGUAAAAGAUUUAGCCAUAGGUGCAGUCUAGAUAAACAUAUGAGGAUUCAUACAGGAGAGAAACCGUUUAGAUGAUAUGAGUGUGGCCAAAGAGUUACUAUUCAGUCCUAUAAAGGAGAGAAGUAAUUCAGUUGCAACCUUUACAACAAAAGAUUUAUUAGGAUUUAUCAGCAGAUAUUCAUAUAAUAAAUAUUCAUAGUUCAUUGUUUUACAGAUUAUUAACAGUUUUUAUGUCCCUAGAAAAUAUAACUCAUUGAAUAACACAAACGAUUUGUGUUAAUAUAUCUUGUUUUUACAUAAUUUAUCUAUUUUUUAUAAUAUCCUUCAUGUAAUUUUAUGGUUAAAAUGUUAUCCUUGCACAAUAUGAAUGUGUGUUCUUAACUAGCUCAUAUGAUUAGAUAUGUUUUUUUUAAACAAUGGUUUCUUGGUUCGCGAGAUUCAAUGAUAGUUUUGGUUCUCCUUUAUGUAUUGAAUAUGUU